This is a messenger RNA of Dipodomys ordii (Ord's kangaroo rat), 1945 nucleotides long. Its product is annotated as serine/threonine-protein phosphatase PGAM5, mitochondrial-like. The coding region runs from base 1 to 1080 and encodes 359 amino acids. The record is from RefSeq and is a predicted model, not a curated record. Lineage: Eukaryota; Metazoa; Chordata; Mammalia; Rodentia; Heteromyidae. Gene Ontology annotation, cellular component: membrane; mitochondrion. Gene Ontology annotation, biological process: positive regulation of mitochondrial fission. The transcript has 8 exons.
AUGAAGCUGGACCAGAGGGAACCAGCCUGGCUCUCACUCACCGUGGGUCGCAGGUUCUUUGUGACAGGACCACUGAGCCACUACUUCUACCUCUUCAUGGAACACUGGAUCCCUCCCGAGGUGCCUCUGGCCACGGUCAAGAGGCUUCUGCUAGACCGUCUGCUCUUCGCACCAGCCUUCCUGAUGCUGUUCUUCCUCUUCAUGAACCUGCUGGAGGGGAAGGGCGCUGAUGCCUUCGCUGCCCGGAUGAAGAGUGGCUUCUGGCCUGCGCUUCAGAUGAACUGGAGGGUGUGGACACCCGUGCAGUUUAUUAACAUCAACUACGUACCUCUGCAGUUCCGCGUGCUCUUUGCCAACCUGGCAGCUUUGUUCUGGUAUGCCUACCUGGCCUCUCUGAAGAAGAGAGAACCACUUUCUCUAAUCAACCUGAGAAAGAGGAAUGUGGAAUCUGGAGAAGAAGAACUAGCGUCCAGGCUAGACCAUUACAAAGCCAAGGCCACAAGGCACAUCUUCCUCAUCAGGCACUCCCAGUAUCAUGUGGAUGGCUCCAUGGAAAAGGACCGGACUCUGACCCCCCUGGGCCGGGAACAGGCUGAACUUACCGGACUCCGACUUGCAAGCUUGGGGUUGAGGUUUAAUAAAAUUGUCCAUUCCUCCAUGACACGUGCUGUCGAGACCACAGACAUCAUCAGCAAGCACCUGCCAGGUGUCUGCAGAGUCAGCACAGAUCUGCUGCGGGAAGGCGCUCCCAUCGAGCCCGACCCUCCUGUGUCUCACUGGAAGCCAGAUGCUGUGCAGUAUUAUGAAGAUGGAGCCCGGAUUGAGGCUGCCUUCCGGAACUAUAUCCACCGGGCAGAUGCCAAACAAGAAGAGGACAGCUAUGAAAUCUUCAUAUGUCAUGCCAAUGUCAUUCGCUACAUUGUGUGCAGAGCCCUACAGUUUCCUCCGGAAGGCUGGCUCCGUCUGUCCCUCAACAAUGGGAGCAUCACUCACUUGGUGAUUCGACCCAAUGGUCGAGUUGCUCUCAGAGCCCUUGGGGACACGGGAUUCAUGCCCCCCGAGAAGAUCACCCGGUCCUGAGGCUACCUGUGAGAUCCUUUUCAAGUGGCAUCCUGACUCGAGCCUUCUUUCCCUGUCCAGGCAGCACUACAGUGUCAUUUUGUGUUUCAACGAAGAAGCUGGCAGGAAAGUAUGUAAAUGUCUCAUGCUGUAUUUGGGUGCUUAUUUUUAGCCCACGCUAAAAAGGGAAACCAUUCUGGCCAGUGGCUUCUCUACCCUAUGUGCCCUUUCAGAACAACCCUGUGGAGUGUGGGGCAAAAAAUUCUCAGGCAAAGGCAGGCUUGUUCUAGGGAGAGCUGGCUUCAUUGAGAUUUGCACUAAGGUCUUGACCACAGCUGCCCAGUAAUCCCGGGUUUGAUAGAAAGCCUGUCAGACAAGAUGGCCUUUUGUUUCCACCUCAUUUUGCUUCUUAUACUCUUCAUUUCUGAAAACUCUUGUCAUUUAAGUAUUUCUGGUUUUCUUUACCUGGGGUCUUGGUAUAUAUCUGUGCAGGUAGACCUGAACCUUCAGGGAAGGAAUAAAGCUUUGGAAAAGCUACGGCCUGCUCCUUUGAGAAGUUGUAGGUGAAUAACUGUCCUGUAGGGUGUUUUCUGGAGCCAAUAAAGUAUCUUGGACUGUGGGAGUAUAGGGACUCACACUGUAACCCUAGCACUCGGGAAGACUGGGACAAGAGGAUCUCAAACAGAAGUAUCCAGGACUGAGCUUGCCACUGGCUUCUGUUAAUCUUGUGGGUUAGAGUACUUUGCCCCAAAUGUUAAGAAAAACAAUUUCUAUAUGAUAGAAGUGCUCUCAAUAAGCGUGUUUUCUAUCAGCAGAAUUGGGAUAUUUGGGUGGCUCCAUUUUCUUUGUAAAUAACCAUGUAAUAAAGCUUCAGUGGUGUUUUUUA